Messenger RNA from Zasmidium cellare ATCC 36951, 2361 nucleotides. RefSeq lists its product as uncharacterized. Bases 1 to 2361 code for a protein of 786 amino acids. Lineage: Eukaryota; Fungi; Ascomycota; Dothideomycetes; Mycosphaerellales; Mycosphaerellaceae. The record is from RefSeq and is a predicted model, not a curated record. Gene Ontology annotation, cellular component: ribonucleoprotein complex. Gene Ontology annotation, molecular function: RNA binding. The transcript is spliced from 2 exons.
AUGUCUGACGUUCAGAACGCCUCUGCUCCUGCCGGCCAGGUCGCCUCCCCUCCCGCCGAGGUCAACGGCGGCAACCAGAUCAACACCCAGGUCCCCGCCGGCGCCGAGGCCAGCGACCUGCCCACUCCCACCUCUGCCGCUCCUUCCGCCGCCAACCCCAACUCGGCCUCGCUCUAUGUCGGCGAGCUCGACCCCUCCGUCACCGAGGCCAUGCUCUUCGAGCUCUUCUCCUCCAUCGGCCAGGUCGCUUCCAUCCGUGUCUGCCGUGACGCCGUCACCCGCCGUUCGCUCGGCUACGCCUACGUCAACUACAACAGCGCCUCGGACGGCGAGCGCGCUUUGGAAGAGCUGAACUACACUCUCAUCAAGGGCAAGCCAUGCCGCAUCAUGUGGUCCCAGCGCGACCCAGCUCUGCGCAAGACCGGCCAGGGCAACGUCUUCAUCAAGAACUUGGAUGCUGCCAUCGACAACAAGGCUCUCCACGACACCUUCGCCGCCUUUGGCAACAUCCUCUCCUGCAAGGUCGCUGUGGACGAGCACAGCAACUCCAAGGGCUACGGAUUCGUUCACUACGAGACUGCCGAGGCCGCCAACCAGGCUAUCAAGAGUGUCAACGGCAUGCUCUUGAACGAGAAGAAGGUGUUUGUCGGACACCACAUCCCCAAGAAGGAUCGCAUGAGCAAGUUCGAGGAGAUGAAGGCUAAUUUCACCAACAUCUACGUCAAGAACAUCGAGCCUGAGGUCACCGAUGAGGAGUUCCGUGAGCUGUUCGAGAAGCAGGGCGAGAUCACUUCUGCCUCGCUCGCCCACGACAACGAGACCGGCAAGUCCCGCGGUUUCGGCUUCGUCAACUUCGUGCGUCACGAGGAUGCCGCCAAGGCAGUUGAGGAGCUGAACGACUUCGAUCUCAAGGGCCAGAAGCUGUACGUGGGUCGCGCACAGAAGAAGCAUGAGCGUGAGGAGGAGCUGCGCAAGCAGUACGAGGCACAGCGCCAGGAGAAGAGUGCCAAGUACCAGGGCGUCAACCUCUACGUCAAGAACUUGGCCGAUGACAUCGAUGACGACGAGCUCCGUAAGGUCUUCGAGCCAUACGGUGCCAUCACUUCCGCCAAGGUCAUGCGCGACACCACCCCUCUCGACCGCGUCGAAUCCCCAUCCAAGAAGGACGAGGAGAAGGGUGAAGAGGAAGAGACGAAGGAAGAGACUGAAGAGAAGGAAGACGAGCAGAAGGAGGGAGACGACGAUGUUGACGAUGUCACCAAGAAGCUCGACACCGUCACCAUCGGCGGCGAGAAGAAGGUGCUCGGCAAGAGCAAGGGUUUCGGCUUCGUCUGCUUUUCCAACCCCGACGAUGCCACCAAGGCUGUCACCGAGCUCAACCAGAAGAUGAUCCACGGAAAGCCGCUCUACGUGGCUCUGGCGCAGCGUAAGGAGGUUCGCAAGAGCCAACUUGAGGCCAGCAUCCAGGCGCGCAACCAGGCUCGUAUGCAGCAGCCAGCCGGCGGCAUCCCACCACAGUUCAUGCAGCCACAGGUGUUCGUGGGCCCCAACGGUCAGCCCAUGAUGAUGCCAGGUGGUGGACGUGGACAGGUGCCUUUCAUGCAGGGUGUCCCUGGUGGUCAGGGCCAGCGCGGUGGAUUCCCAGGCAUGCCACAGCAGGGCGGUCGCGGCGGUCCAGGUAUCCCACAGAUGCCGUACGGCAUGCCGCCACAGAUGGGCGGCUUCCCUCAGGGCUACUCUCCAGCAGCCUACGCUCAGCUCAUGCAGGCAGCUCAGGCCCAAGCGCAGGUUCAGAUGAACCAGCCAGGUGGUCGUGGUGCCGGUCGUGGUGGUCCAAUGCCUGGCAUGCCAAUGAUGCCCGGAAUGCCUGGUCUGCCAGCUGGUAUGCCACCAAUGAUGGGCCAGCAAGGCGGCAUGGGCGGUGCCGGUCGUGGUGGAUUCCCUGGUGGCCAGCGCGGUGGUAUGAUGGGUGGUCGUCCAGAUGAGCAGCGCGGUCGUGCUCAGAACCGUGGUCAGGCUCCUCCCGGCGUCGACAUGUCCGCUCUCGGUGCCGCACCACCCCAGCAGCAGAAGCAGAUGCUGGGUGAGGCUCUCUACCCCAAGAUCGCCGCCCAGCAGCCCGAGCUCGCUGGCAAGAUCACCGGUAUGCUGCUCGAGAUGGACAACGAGGAGCUCAUCAACCUCACCGGCGACGACAACGCUCUCCGCGAGAAGGUCCAGGAGGCUCUCACCGUCUACGACGAGUACCUCAAGAACCACGGCAACGCUCCACAAGGCGGCGAGGAGGGCAACGCGGCUCAGACCAAUGGUGCCGAGAACCUCAACCCCAGCGUCGAGGAGGCAAAGGAUCCAGAGGCCUAG